Sorghum bicolor (sorghum) is the source of this 5416-nucleotide messenger RNA. RefSeq lists its product as uncharacterized. NCBI's taxonomy places the organism in Eukaryota, Viridiplantae, Streptophyta, Magnoliopsida, Poales, Poaceae. The record is from RefSeq and is a predicted model, not a curated record. The transcript is spliced from 2 exons. Bases 345 to 1595 code for a protein of 416 amino acids.
GGGUGAGCGAUUGCACGUCGCCGUCGUCGUCGCCGUCGUUUGCCGUCGCCGUCGCUGCCUUCGCUGAUCGUAGCAGCCACCUGUGAGUACUGCUGCGUCUGGGAUUGAGCGGUCGUGCUUUCAAGUCUUUCCCUGGCGUGCCUGGGAUUCCUGUGCUCUACUGAAUCUUCAGUGUGAGAUCUCCUCAAUCUCUCCCCAAGCUAAGCUAACCAGUUCCUUGCUGCUUUAAUUCUCAAUGUAAUUCGGGCUGGUUAAAGGGCAAACAUUGGGUUUGCUUCUCGGCCUUGGUUGCAUUUUCGGGAAUUAGAAGCGGUAGCACCUUUGGUAAGCUAUUCAGUUUGGGGAUGGCUGAGUCUAACUCAGGGCUGCAACACCCUGUAAGGGAAAGGGAUAGUGACCUUGAUGUUUUGCUCCAGCAGUUGGAGAUAAGAGAGGAUGAAGAACAAGAUAUUGUUUUAGAAGAAGAUCUGGAGGAGUUAAAAGCAGAGGCACGUUGGACAGCUUUGGCAAAGGUUUGUUCCUCAAAAACUUUCAGUCAUGCUGCUUUCAUUGCAAAUAUGAAGUAUGCAUGGAGCCUAGCAAAAGAUGUCAGUUUCAAGGCCAUAGAGGAAAACUUAUUUGUGCUUAAAUUUUCUUGCCUGGGAGAUUGGCGCAAGGUAAUGGACGAGGGUCCUUGGAUUUUUAGGGGGCAUGCUGUUCUUUUGGAAGAAUACGAUGGGAUUACAAAGCCCUCCAAAGUGAGAUUCAAAUAUCUAGCAACUUGGGUAAGAAUCUAUGAUUUACCAACAGGUUUUAGAACGAAGAAUAUAGGGCGCCAAUUAGGAAAUAAAAUUGGUGACUUCUUGAAGGUGGAUCUGGAUGAUAUCACUAGUGGGUGGAGAGAUUUCUUACGUAUCAGAGUUAAGCUAGAUGUGGAGAAACCUCUUACUAGGAUUGUCUAUAUUUCGUUAGGAGGUGGAAAACGAGAGGCCUUUCGUGUGAAGUAUGAGAAGCUCCCCAGAUUUUGUGCUGUCUGUGGUUUUUUGGGACAUGUUGAAUCUGAAUGUGGUGAUGGAGUGCAUGAAAAAAAGGAACUCCAGUAUGGAGACUGGUUGAUUGCAAGUCCAGAGAGGAAAGCAAAAGUUAAAAGUAGCAGAUUCUCUGGUUUAGAAGAUACGAAGGGGUUAGACUCCAGAGAUUCUAUCAAGCCUUAUUUUGAAAGGAGAUUCUUGGAACCUAAAAGUGGAAAUAGCAGCCAAAGAGACUUAAAUGACUUGGUUGAUGAUGGCACAAGAAGUCCCUUGAAGAGGGAUAGUGGUCGACACCUGAAAUCCAAUGAUGGAGAGGCUAAGAAAUCUCUUACUCUACAUUAUGAAGAGAUACAGGAAGAUGACAAUUCGGCCAUGGCUCUUGUUCCUACCUCUGAUUUGAAGGUGAAUCUACAAGAAGAUACCCAUUUGCUUUUAGAAGAUGUGGACCAAAGUGUUGUUGUGAGAGAUGGAACUUUGAAAGAGCGAAGCCAAAAGCGACUAAGAAUAGAGGAUGAGAAAGAGUUCUCAGAUGACAUUGAUAUGAGAUCGGCGGGCUCCCUCGAGGAGUACCGCCGAGAGAAAUGAGAGCCCUAUGCUGGAACUGUCGCGGAAUUGGCAACUCCGCGACAGUAAGAGAACUUCGCGGUCUCGCGAAGGAGUAUGCCCCCUCGGUACUAUGUAUUCUUGAAACACAAAUUGCUAAGAACCGAGUAGAAAAUUUAAGGUAUAUUUUGGGUUACGAUAACAGCUUCGCUGUUAGUAGCAAUGGAAGAAGUGGUGGUUUGGGAAUUUUUUGGAAUAAUGAGUUUCCAUUAAAAGUCACAAAGUUCUCUCAAUAUCAUAUUGAUACAGAGAUAUGUGAAACAGAUAGGGAUCCAUGGAGGGUUACUUUUGUUUAUGGUGAAGCAAAUCGUGCUCAAAGACAGAAGACAUGGGAUUUACUAAAAUUUAUUAAGAGCCAGUGUGCUCUGCCAUGGAUAUGUAUAGGAGAUUUUAAUGAAAUUCUGCGACCGGAGGAACAAAUUGGGCCAAAUCCUAGAGAAGGUUAUUUAAUGGAGGGCUUUCGUGACACAAUGGAUGUAUGUGGUUUUUGUGAUAUUGGGUAUACUGGUUUGGACUGGACUUGGGAGAAAAAAGUGACUAAUAAUGAGUAUGUCCGGGCAAGGUUGGAUCGUGCAAUAGCUACAGCUGAAUGGUGUAGUAUGUUUCCAAUGGCUUCACUGAAACAUUUAAUUGCUGUUAAAUCAGAUCACUCUCCGUUACUUUUAUCUACAGAGCGAGAAAUUCAAAACACAAAAAAUGCUACUAAAGGAAGGCUGUUCAGGUAUGAGGUCAUGUGGGAAUCAAAUAAAAGUUUGAUGCCACUGAUUUCUUGUGUGUGGAAAGAUGAUCUACAUUGCAGCAGCAUUAAAGAGUUGAACCAGAAAUUAAAUCGGCUAACGAGUGCCAUUCAACAAUGGAGUGCUACUUCUUUUUGUGCAGUAAGAAAGGAACUAAGGACUUUGAGGAAGAAAAUAGAAAUUAUUCGGACCAAUCCACAAAGAACAGGGCCUUCAAAUGAAGAGAAGGAAGUAGAAGAAAAAAUUAUAAUGCUAAGUCUGCAGGAGGAGAUAAUGUGGAAACAGCGCUCACGUAUCCAGUGGCUCACAGAAGGGGAUAACAAUACAAAGUUCUUUCACCAAAAAGCUACUCGCAGACAUAAUAAAAAUAGAAUUACAAGAUUAACCCGUGCUGAUGGUACAAUCACAGAGGUGAUAGAUGAAAUGCAACAUAUGACAAGAGAUUUUUAUAGAAAUUUGUACUCUUCUGAGGGUACCUCAAAUAUGGAGCAAGUUCUAUGUCAUGUGCCAAGAAAGGUAACUGAUGAGAUGAAUACAUUUUUAUGCAGACCAUUUACAGAGAAAGAGGUUAAAGAAGCUUUAUUUCAAAUGUCCCCUUUAAAGGCUCCAGGACCAGAUGGAUACCCAGCCUAUUUUUUUCAGAGGAAUUGGGAUAUAUGUGGGCAAGAUAUUACAAGGACAGUGCUUCAGGUGCUCAACGGGGAUGAAUUACCAGAAGAAAUUAACAGUACAUUCAUUGUUCUAAUCCCGAAGAUGGCAAAUCCAAUCUCGAUGGGGCAAUUUAGACCGAUCAGUCUUUGUAAUGUGGUUUAUAAAAUCAUUUCUAAGGCAUUGGCUAAUCGGCUAAAGUUAGUCCUCCCUAAAAUCAUUUCCGAAGAGCAGUCUGCAUUUGUCCCUGGUAGGAUAAUUUCUGAUAAUAUAAUUGCUGCAUAUGAAUGCCUACAUUUUAUGCGAACAAAUGGCACAAAGAGGAAUGGCUAUUGUGCUCUCAAACUUGAUAUGUCUAAGGCUUAUGAUCGAGUGGAGUGGCCAUAUUUAUUUGCCAUCAUGGAGAGGUUGGGAUUCAGUAAGAAAUGGAUUGAUGUAAUCAUGAAAUGUGUAACCUCAGUAUCUUUCUCAGUUCUUUUCAAUGGAGAAAUAUUAGAACAGUUCAAACCAUCCAGAGGAAUUAGACAAGGUGAUCCAAUUUCUCCAUACUUGUUUCUUAUUUGUGCUGAAGGCUUAUCAUGUAUUCUAAAUAACAAUAGCAAUCAGGAGAGGGGAAUUACAUUAGCUAAGAAUGCUCCAAGAAUCAGCCAUUUACUUUUUGCAGAUGAUAGCAUUUUAUUCUUCAAAGCGAGUGUAAGAGCGGCAGAAAUAAUUGAUUCACUUCUUGCUGCUUAUAGUGAUGCAUCUGGACAACGAAUCAACUACGACAAGUCAUCAAUUUAUUUUAGCAAAAAAUGCAGCAAUACAUUAAAGGAGGAGAUAAAAAAGAAGAUAUGUGUGAAUAAUGAGGCACUGACUGAACGCUAUUUAGGAUUGCCAACUGAUGUGGGUAGGUCAAAAAAUGGUGCUUUUAAAUAUUUAAAAGACCAGAUAUGGAAUAAGGUGCAGGGAUGGAUGGAACAAUGCCUCUCAGCCGGCGGCAAAGAAGUGUUGAUUAAAGCUGUAGUCCAAGCAGUACCUACUUAUUCCAUGAGUUGUUUCAGACUACCAAGGGGACUAUGUCAAGCUAUUAAUGCAAUUAUUCGAAAAUUUUGGUGGGGUAGCAAGGAAGGGAAAAGGAAAAAUUGCUGGGUAUCAUGGGAAGAAAUGACUCAGCCUAAAUACCUUGGUGGGCUGGGAUUCAGGGAUAUAGAGCUCUUUAACUUGGCUCUUCUUGCUCGGCAGGCUUGGAGGAUUAUGCAAAAUUCAAAAUCCUUGAGUGCUAGGCUAUUGAAAGCAUUAUAUUUUCCUGAUAAACAUUUUCUUGAAGCAGUCUUGGGAAGUAGACCGUCACAAAUUUGGAGAGCUAUACUUGAUGGACGGGACGUUCUUGAGCAAGGAUUGAUCAAAAGAAUUGGAAAUGGUAAAAGUAUAGAUAUUUGGAAACAUAAUUGGCUCCCAAGAGAUGGUGGGUUGCGGCCAAUUGCAUCAAAGCUAUCAAACCCACCCAGAUGUGUUAGUGAAUUAAUAGAUGGAAUAACUAUGCAAUGGAGGCAAGAUGUGAUUCAAAAGUACUUUUAUGAUAUGGAUGCUCAGGAAUCAAAUACAAGAUUGGCUUGAUGGCAAAGUAGAGAGCUCGGACACUGAAGGAGCUAAAAAAAGAUGGAAAUUAUUCUGGAAGGUCAAGGUACCAUCAAAAAUUCAUAUCUUUGCUUGGAGAUUGGCCCAUAAUUCUUUAAGUACCGGUGAAGUUCUUAAAGAAAGGUCAAUGAGUGAACAUAGUGGAUGCAAGUUAUGUGGUGCUAUUAUUGACUCGUGGCGCCAUGCUCUUUUCUAUUGUACAAUGUCAAGAUGUGUUUGGACUCUAGUAGAUGAGGAUCUCAUUGACCAUAUUGCUGCAACUGAGAUUAAUAAUCCAAAGAUGUGGCUGUUUUUUAUGCAGGAAACUUUAUCGGCAAAAGAAUUUCAGAAACUUCUAAUCAUAUGUUGGGCAAUCUGGAGGGCACGAAGAAUGGCAUUACAUGAGGGUAUAUUUCAAAGCCCAUUAUCAAUAUUCAGCUUUAUUACAAAAUAUCUUGAUGAUCUCAAACUGGCUGGUUUGAUUGAGGACAUUGAUAUGACCAAGUCAACAAGAAACAAGAAAUCAGCUCCCAAAUGGAUACCUCCACCUGAAGCUUUCGUGAAGUUCAAUGUUGAUGCUGCGGUGGCACGAGCUGAAGAUAAGGGGACUGUUAGUGUGGUGUGUCGAGAUAAUGUAGGGAAUUAUGUGGCUGCAAGUGCUAUGGUCAUUGAUGGUUUAACUGAUCCGUCAUCUUUGGAAGCUUUGGCUUGUAAUGAAGCAAUUUCUUUGGCCAUGGACAUUGGGGUGCGUAAGUGUGUAAUAGCUUCAGAUUGCUUGGAAGUGAUUUUGAAUCUUCAGAAGCAAAGUUUGUGUGCUUA